UUUAAUUAAAGGACUACAAUGUCUGUUGCAAGAGAGUUCAAGCUUAGAGAGCUAGCGUCAAACCCUAUCACACACUUCCAACCUAGGGCAACAACCCCAGGACCACAAAGAAGAGGAGAGUUCAAGGCAAUGGGAGAGAUCAAAGAUUUCAGGUUUUUGUAUGAAGCCCAAGCAGACCACGUCAGAAUGACAGACACGUUCAGAUCCUCUGUGAUUCCAGGAGAGCAAAGAGAUUUAUCCUCAACUCCAGUUAAAAGAAAUAAUAUCUUCCAUGAGAAUCAAGAAUCUGAAAUCCCAGCAGUAAAAUCAGUUAAAAGGGAGCGCUGCAAAUCAGCUGUCUUCACUACACCUUCAGGAGGCUUUGAGAAGAAGUCAAAGAACUUCCAAGAUAUCAUGAAUGAAGGCCAACAAAGAUUACGCACUAAUCCAACUUUCUCCUCUUCAGUAAUGCCAAUAGGACUUUCCGACGUGAAUCAUGCAACUUCCAAUGGGAAUAAGUGGAAGCUUCAGAAAGAAGACAUCAUUCCUGAGAAGCCUGGAAAUAUGCACAAGAAGAAGUCUGACAUGCACAAAAUGUAUUUCGGUCUGAAGGACACCCCAUUCCAAAGAUAUUUCAAGGAGCAUUAUGGAGAUAAGCACAAAGCUCCGACUCGUGAUAAUUGUAAGAGCCAACAUAGCAUUGGGCAAACCGUUGGCUUCAACACUCAUGCCAAUAAAUAAAGAUGUCUACAAAGAUCUCAAUGCCACUGCCAGAAGAGCUAAGGAGCUAGAUUCAUGCCUAUGGGCUGAGAGUGAUGGGAAGUAUAAAUCAUUUACCGACAAAGAUAUGGCCAAGAAGACAUCAACUACUCUUUCAGCCACUACUAAUUGGGAAUCCAAAGAAGCACCUAGAAAUUAUAACAACCAGGAUAGAGUAGUUAAUGAUAAAAGAGUAACUCAAGACUACCUGGCUAGUCAGGCUCUCCCUUUGAGCACUUAUGAAGCUCCACAAAAACCAAAAUAUGAAGAAACUUCUCAAGACGAUAGAAGAAAAUUAUUUGACUCCAAAUAAGUUCCACAAAAAGCAAAGGACAAUGGUUUCAAAUACAAACUGGAAUGAUGCUAGAACAGAAGGCUUACUAAACAAUGGAGGAUAUGAGAAGAAGGAUUUCAUCAGCCUACUCAACCAGAGUGCAUUACAAAGAGACCCAGCAAAUCAUAAAUUCACCAAAAGUAUAGAUUCUGGAAUGAACCUCAGCUCUCUCAAGAGGCAGGAAAAUCUUGCAAGCAACUUGGGAUCUUCAGAUAUGUAUAAAGAUUAUCUAAAAAGAAAGCUAAAUGAGCAACAAAAUUCUGCAUCUAAGGGAAGAGUAGCUUCAAUAGACCAGUUUAGCCAUAAAGAGCUUACUCAGAAGUAUCUUGAAGGACAAGAAGAUAGGUACCUGUUCAAUGCAAGUAAGCCAUCUGCUACAAAGAGAUCUAAGACUGAUGUACAUACUCUAAAUCUUCACAACAUUCCUGAAGGGGUAGAUAAGGAUAAUCUCAAAAGCACUCUCGGGAAUCUCCAUUUAGUCUCACUCGACAUAAAUACUGAUCAUCUCAGAAAUGUUAGCACUGGAGAAGGCCGCAUUAUAUUCAGAAGUAAUACGGAAAAGGAGAAAGAAAAGGUCGAGAAUGCUCUAAAAGGCCUUGGCAUAAAAACUACUGACUAUAAGCUUAAGAACAAGGUGAAGACUUCCAGAAUAGGUACUUCCCAGAUAGGAAUAUUGGACUCCAGGAAUGAGAUUGACUGCUCUAAAGGUCAAAGAACAAUGAAAAUCGAACAUAAAAACGAGAAAAACUUGAAAAAGAACAAAUCUGCAGCCAAAGUCACUGGAAAAGUGGGUGAAAAUCUCUACAUUAAGCCAAAGGAUUACCUUAAGAACUACAAAAAUGAAUCCAGAACAAAAAGGACAACAUUCUACCAGAGCUGUAGUGACCUCUUAGGUAACACAAACGGAGAUUAUGCUAAGACCCACUCUGAAAGAGUAAAGAGUGAUAGAAAGAAGCUAGACAACACUCUGAGGAACACUCAGCUGCAGAACCAACUUAUCCAAGAUUGGACCCAGAUGCAAAAGUUUGAUAAAUACGCUAAGAGUAGAGCUCUCGGAUCUACUACAACAAGAUAUGGUACUGUCCAUAAAUAUUAAGGUUUGCCCAAUUAAAAUAA
Molecule: messenger RNA, 2188 nt
Organism: Moneuplotes crassus
Lineage: Eukaryota; Ciliophora; Spirotrichea; Euplotida; Euplotidae
Source: the annotation of a GenBank genome assembly